GUAGCCGGGUAUAAAUAUAGGAGGAAGCACCAGUGCGGUGCACUUAUGGUGAUUAUGGAGGUUAGUAGAUAAUCUACCAGAAUACCAGAUCCGCUGCCUCUCUCGCUCUCGGUGAACAUCCCUCGUCAGUCAGUUUCCGCAUCUAUCCUUUCCGCCGCGCGCCGUCGGCUAGCUAGCUGUUCUUCUAGCUGCUGGUAGCCGCGGCGGCCGUGCGCUGGUGGCUGCUUAAUUCUUGGAGAGAUAUUUACUUAAGGCAUGUUUGAAUAACGGCGUCCCAGGGCGCGCCACUGAGAGAGAGCUGCCGGCUAUGGGUUCCGGCCACCUCCUCCUCGCCGCCGCCGUCACCAUGCUCUCCGUCAUGGCAUCUGGGCAGUCCGACAACAUCUCUCAGCUCUGUACGCUAUCUUGCUCGACGACGGACAACUACACCGACAGCAGCCAGUACAAGAAGAACCUGGACAGCCUCCUCGCCGCCCUCCCCGCGGCGGCCGGCGACAACGGCUGGUUCUACAGGAGCAGCGCCGGGACGGGCGCCGACGAGGUGUUCGGCCUCAUCAUGUGCUUCGCUGACCGCAGCGCGACGGAGUGCAGCGACUGCCUCGCCGACGCGCCCGCUUGGAUCAGGACGCUGUGCCCGGGCAGCCGGAACGUGACCACGGCGUACGAGGCGUGCGUGCUCCGGUACUCUGCCGCGCCGAUCCCGGCCACCGCGGACCUCGACGCCGCGUUAGUCGUGAGCGUCACCGGGAUGCCCGUCACCUCGGACGCCGUGCUCGCGGCCUGGGUGCCCCUGAUGAGCUACCUCGUCGCCGGCGUCGCGCUCUCGCCCCUGCUGAUCGCCAACGACACCACGCCGUACUCGAGCACGCAGGAGAUGUACGGGCUGGCGCAGUGCACGAGGGAUCUCAACCCCACCGAGUGCACGCGCUGCGUCAACAUCUACAUCGCCCAGCUGGGGUCAACGUUCCCCAACAACACCGGCGGCUGCAUCAAGGGGUCCAGCUGCAACCUCGUCUACCAGGUGGGCUUUCCGAUCAACAUCACCCUGCCGCCCAUACCUCGUCUACCAGCUGCAACCUCGUCUACCAUGCCGGCACCUCCACCUCCAGGAUCUUCAUCGUCUUCCAAGAAAGCGCUCGUGAUCGGCUUGUCUGUUGGAGCUGCUGCGUCUCUGAUCGUCCUGGCCUCCCUGAUAUGGAUCCAUAGUCUCCGGCGACGGAGGAUACCGGCUAAAAUCCUUGACGAAUUCGAGAAAGGCACAGGGCCAAAGCGGUUUCGCUACGGCGAGCUCGCCGUCGCCACCAACAACUUCUCGGACCAGCAGAAGCUGGGAGAGGGAGGGUUCGGGUCAGUGUACAGAGGCUACCUCAAGGAGAUGGACCUUCACGUCGCCAUCAAGAGGGUGUCCAAGGGUUCCAAGCAGGGGAGGAAGGAGUACGCCUCGGAGGUGAGGAUCAUCAGCCGGCUGAGGCACCGCAACCUGGUGCAGCUCAUCGGCUGGUGCCACGGUAGUGGCGAUGAUGAGCUCCUCCUCGUCUACGAGAUGAUGCCCAACGGCAGCCUCGACUGCCACCUCCACAGUCCGGACAGAGUGCUGACAUGGCCGGUCAGGUACCGCGUCGCGCUCGGCGUCGGCGCCGCGCUGCUGUACCUGCACGAGGACGCCGCCGAGCAGCGCGUAGUGCACCGGGACGUGAAGCCCAGCAACGUCAUGCUGGACGCGUCGUUCAACGCCAAGCUUGGCGACUUCGGGCUCGCGCGGCUCAUCGGCGACGGCCGGCGGUCGCACACCACGGGCGUCGCCGGCACGUUCGGGUACAUGGACCCGAAGUGCGUGCUCGCCGGGAAGGCCAGCGUGGAGUCGGACGUGUACAGCUUCGGCGUCCUCCUCCUCGAGGUCGCCUGUGGUCGGCGGCCGGCAGUGCUCGUGGGGGAGGAGGAAGACGGGCACUUGGUCCACGUCCACCUGGUGCAGUGGGUGUGGGACUCGUACGGCGGCGGGAGCAUCCUUGACGCGGCCGACACGCGGCUGGGAGGGGAGUUCGACGGCCGGGAGAUGGCCUGCGCGAUGAUCGUCGGGCUCUGGUGCGCGCACCCGGACCGCAGCCGCCGGCCCAACAUCAGGCAGGCCUUCAACGCGCUGCGCUUCGAGGCGCCGCCGCCGAGGCUGCCCGCCAAGAUGCCCGUCGCAACGGAUGGGCCCCCGCCGGCUGGCUCAAGCUCAACGACGUCGUCUACUGAAGCGGGGAGGACGACGACCCAAGGGCUAGGCGGCGGCGGCGUCCAGACGCCAACCACGGCGGCAUCACUCGAUAUCGAGCAUUAAUUCCAGCUCCGUCCAGCACGAGGACGACAGCACUUUGAUGUGAACUAGAAAACCUGGGCGCAGCGUUGCUGCGCCAUCUUUGAGCUCGCAUGCAGCUAACAACUUGGAUGAUAGAAUAGAUGGACUGUCUUGUAUUGCAGAAUGAUCUCUUUCGUUUA
This is a messenger RNA of Panicum virgatum (switchgrass), 2484 nucleotides long. RefSeq names its product L-type lectin-domain containing receptor kinase IX.1-like. Bases 308 to 2326 code for a protein of 672 amino acids. NCBI's taxonomy places the organism in Eukaryota, Viridiplantae, Streptophyta, Magnoliopsida, Poales, Poaceae. Gene Ontology annotation, cellular component: plasma membrane. The transcript has 3 exons. The record is from RefSeq and is a predicted model, not a curated record. Gene Ontology annotation, molecular function: ATP binding; protein kinase activity. Gene Ontology annotation, biological process: protein phosphorylation.